Messenger RNA from Menidia menidia (Atlantic silverside), 1629 nucleotides. NCBI's taxonomy places the organism in Eukaryota, Metazoa, Chordata, Actinopteri, Atheriniformes, Atherinopsidae. The record is from the annotation of a GenBank genome assembly.
ACUUCCAAAGGUAUCUUAUUAUUAUUAAUAUGAUUAUAUUCAUCGAGAGAUCUAUAGGUGGCGCCACCAUGGUGGUUCUUUUUUCUUUUUAGAGAAGAAGAAACGUCUUCCUGUUUGCCUUUUUUCUUCGGUCCCUUUUUUCUCCAAAAUGGCUGCUGCCAGAAGAUUGAAACGCGUGGCAGCCUCACAAGCUGGUUUCUUAACUUUAAAGAGUGCUGUAGACCCUGAUGACUUGGUCAGUAGUCGGAGAAAACGAGUAAACAAGAAUAAGAAAAAAAAUUGGAAUAAACACAGUUACAUAAAUGACGUGGAAGACUUUUUAGAAGACGUCAGGCAUCAAGAAAGAACUACAGGGGGGCUUCUAUCUGAGAAGUCUGACGACAGUCUUUUUUUCCUGGAUGUUGGACAGUCAGAGAAAGCUGAACAGAAGGCACCAGAGCCUGUGGAGGGAAGGAAGAGAAGAGGUAAAGCGCCUCGUCCCCUGAGGAUAGACCUAAUCCUACAGCGUGACUCUCUUGUCCCACCACCAAAAGAUGUGCUCGCGUACCAGCAACCAAAUGCCAAGAAACUCCGUCGCAUUGCCCAGAAGGCUGAGCAGCUGGCAGCUAAAGGUGUGGUGCCACGGAGGCAGAAACGGCUGCUGAACAGACGGCCUGUUGACAGGACAGUCAAGAAGUCAGCAGCAGCGGCCAACAACAACCCAGACAGGAACUAUUAUGACAUAUGGGAGGAAAAGGUCAAAGACUCGGCUGAUCCCUGGUAUCUUAAACAGACAUGCAAAGGACCGGUUAAGCGUCCAGAGAAGCUGAGCCAAAAGCCGUCCGUGAUUCCGGCUGUGGAAGUCAUCGCUCCGGGAGGAUCCUACAACCCAGACUUCCUUUCCCACCAGGCUUUGCUUAGGGAGGCCCAUGAGGUGGAAGUCAAGAAACAAAAACAAGAAGCCAAACUCGAGAAACAGUUGGCUGUCAACAGAGAAGACACGGCCACAGAGGAGACAAACCUCCGCGAGCAGGUAGAAGGUUUGGUGGAGGAGGACGACGAGAAAAUCGGGGACGAAGAGGCAGCUCCUAACGAGGAUGAUGAAGAAGCAGCUGUGGCAGCCAUCGCUGUGGCUGAGAAGAAGACGGAAAAACAGAGAAGAAAAGAGAAAGCGGAAAAAAUUAAGGCGCAACGGCGCCUGGCCAGCAGACGGCAGAUUGACCAGAAGCAGCAGCUGUUCCAGCUCCGCUCCAUAAAGACCUCCAUCAAACACCAGGAACACGAGACAGAGACCAAACAGAUUAAACGGAAGGCCAAACAGGAGGCCCAGAAAGCUCAGCCCAGACGUCUCGGCAAACUCAAAUUCCAGGCUACGGACCUGGAGGUACAGCUCAGUGACGAACUGGCUGGCUCCCUUCGGCAACUCAAGCCAGAGGGCAGCAUCCUAAAGGAUCGCUUCAAAAGCCUGCAGAAGAGGAACAUCAUUGAGCCCAGAGAAAGAGCCAAGUUUAAGAGGAGACUGAAAGUUAAAUACGUCGAGAAGAGAGCCUUUAAAGAAAUUGCAUAAAGACCCGUGAAACUGUUAAAUAAAGUAUAACUCAAAGAACCGCUUGAGUGUUUUCUCUUGCAUCUGCUGACAGCUUUCAUAUU